AUGGCUUCCAUCUCCUCCAUCAAAACCCUAAAGUCAACCUCUUUCUUUCUCUCUCUCCUACUCCUCCAGCUGUCUCUGAUCAACGGCCAUGGAGGACACGACAGCAGCGAUACAGGCGAUGUAAGUUUGCACUCGAAGCACCUGAUUCUGGUGAAAGUAUGGUGUUUGAUAAUUCUCCUGGUGAGCACUUUUUCAGCCGGAGUCUCCCCUUACUUCUACCGAUGGAACGAGAGCUUUCUGCUUCUGGGCACGCAAUUUGCCGGCGGGGUUUUCUUGGGAACCUCUAUGAUGCAUUUCUUGAGCGAUUCUGCCGAAGGUUUUGGUGACCUGACGACUAAAACAUACCCUUUUGCUUUCAUGCUGGCGUCAUCGGGUUAUCUUCUGACAAUGCUUGGGGAUUGCGUGGUGACUUUUGUUACAAGCCGUGGCGGAAGAUCGGAAGCUAGAGUUCUGGUUGUGGAAGAAGGAAGCACGCCGGAAGAACAACCUAAAGAGGUGCAUGUGGGUCACAACGACACGUCGUUACUGAGGACAACGUCGUUUGGAGACACCUUACUACUCAUCCUCGCCCUUUGUUUUCAUUCCAUUUUCGAGGGUAUUGCCGUGGGAGUUGCAGAUAAUGAAGGUGAUGCAUGGAGGAAUCUGUGGACAAUAUCGUUGCACAAACUCUUCGCAGCCAUUGCAAUGGGAAUAGCACUGCUGAGGAUGCUACCAAAGAGGCCAUUUCUGAUAACUGCAGCUUAUUCUUUUGCCUUCGCUGUAUCCAGCCCCAUUGGAGUAGGAAUAGGCAUAGCUAUUGAUGCCACGACUCAAGGAGCAGCAGCUGAUUGGGUUUAUGCUAUCUCAAUGGGCAUUGCUUGUGGGGUUUUCAUCUAUGUCGCCAUCAACCAUCUUAUAGCCAAGGGCUUCAAACCGCACUCUGAGUGUUAUUUUGACACUCCCUUCUUCAAAUUUCUUGCUGUGCUUCUUGGAGUGGGUGUUAUAGCGGUUGUGAUGAUCUGGGACUAGAUUGGGUUAAUUUUGUUGGUGACGAUGUA
Corylus avellana is the source of this 1037-nucleotide messenger RNA. RefSeq names its product ZRT/IRT-like protein 2 (gene ZIP2). Gene Ontology annotation, molecular function: zinc ion transmembrane transporter activity. The record is from RefSeq and is a predicted model, not a curated record. Gene Ontology annotation, cellular component: membrane. Lineage: Eukaryota; Viridiplantae; Streptophyta; Magnoliopsida; Fagales; Betulaceae. Gene Ontology annotation, biological process: zinc ion transmembrane transport.